UCCGUGUUCCCAGCUAGAAGUUUUUUCUUUCUGGUAUGCCCCCUCAACUCGGACUUCCCACGGGGAGAGUCGGAGCAGCCUCACCAACCCCAAAUUACCAAUGCAAGAAAGUGUAAUAAAACUUGUAAUCUGUACUGCCACGGUUGUGUAUUUGUGACUCGCUAAAUAAGCUAUUCACAGAGCACUGAACCUGAAUGAAUGUGCAGCAAUGGUCAAGAAGCAAAAUGCCUUUUUUUUCUCGCUUUUCCAACUUCACUGGAACGCUGUGACGUCACUCCUGACUUCCGGGUUAUCAGGACGCGGCAUGUAAAUAGUCCGGCUUUUUCCUCAGGUAUAUGUUCCUCAUCUCCACUCAUGAACAGGACACAGCUGAAGCGCUCUGGUAUCUUGAGGAUGGCUCUGAGUGAUUCUGGAACGAUGGAUCGGGAAGAAUCCGGAGAGACUUUCCUAUUCCGUGCAACCAGAAUAGCAGCUGUAGUUGCACUGUACUGGUUUGUUUCAAUAACGAUGGUGUUCCUUAAUAAUCACCUGCUGGACAACAAAGACUUGGACGCGCCGUUGUUUGUCACUUUUUAUCAGUGUGUCGUGACUGUUGCGCUUUGCUGGUUCAUGCAGCUGCUGUCGAAAGUGUGGCCGGGACUCAUCGACUUCCCCUCGGUCAAGUUUGAUCUAAAGACGUCCCGGGAGGUCCUACCGCUGUCCGUCGUCUUCAUCAGCAUGAUCACCUUCAACAACUUGUGCCUGAAAUAUGUCGGAGUGGCUUUCUAUACGAUCGGCCGUUCUCUGAGCACAGUUUUCAACGUGCUGCUAUCGUACAUUAUCCUGAAACAAACCACAUCUUUCACAGCUCUGCUGUGCUGUGGAAUCAUAUUAGGUGGAUUCUGGCUCGGCGUGGACCAGGAAGGCAUAGCGGGUUCCCUCUCAUGGACAGGCGUAUGUUUUGGGGUGCUGGCUAGUGCCUGCGUCUCUCUCAAUGCCAUCUACACUAAGAAGGUAAUGCCUGCUGUGGAUGGGAACAUCUGGAAACUGUCCUUCUAUAACAAUAUCAAUGCCUGCGUCCUCUUCCUCCCGCUCAUCCUUAUGUUUGGAGAGCUGAGCCAACUCGCCGGCUUCAGCCACCUCACUGACCUCAACUUUUGGGGAAUGAUGACACUCGGAGGAGUGUUUGGUUUCGCCAUAGGCUAUGUUACAGGCCUCCAGAUCAAGUAUACAAGCCCACUCACACACAACGUCUCAGGAACUGCAAAGGCCUGUGCACAGACUGUUAUUGCGGUAGUGUACAACAGUUCCACUAAAAGCCUGCUGUGGUGGACCAGUAACAUGCUGGUUCUUGGUGGGUCAUCUGCCUACACUUGGGUGAAAAGUCUAGAAAUGAAGAAGAGACCUCACACAGUCUCUGAGGACUCAGACAAGGAAGAAUUGCUGCCUGGGAACAAAGUCAACCAGGGAGUGUAACCACUGUAACCUACAGAUCAGGAAUCUUGGGGUUUUAUUUCAAAAGGGAUGGGAAUGUUGUUAGUGUACAAAUGAUAUUUUUUUCUUUACAAAAAUUAUUCAGAAUGAUAACACUGGCAUCACAAGGAAGCAUUGCAUUUCUAUGCCGACUAUUUAAUUAUGAUUAUAGUGAAGUUUGUCUGUUAUUUCAUAUGUGACAAGAAGACAGGAUAUGUGUAAUAACUUGUAGUUUGUGGAGGAUGUGAUGGUAAUCAGAAACCUUGUGUUAGUGGGAUUGACCUACAGUAGGUCUUUUAACCUUAAAGAAAACAGUCUUUGAGUGUUUCACUCCGUAAACUAUUUACUACUUGCUUUUAAACUAAAUAAGAUUAGGAUUUGAAAAUAAGUACAAAUUGUUAUCAGGUAUAUUAAAAUAUAAUGACAUUUUCAUACAAAAGCGAAGCAGAUCAGAAAGGGACCUGUUUGAAGAGUCACAUGAAGGUUUCAUAUGUUUCUAUGAUUGUAGCAGGAUUUAAAGUAUUUAUUUUUAUGUCACAGCAAUGUAUAACUGCACCUGUCUCUGCUUCCUGCCUUGAUGUAUGUGACAAGAAAAGCUGUUUAUGAAAAGGAACAUCUGGAGCAAUUGUAGUAAAGUCUGAGUUUUGACACCAGUUCCUGUUACACUUGUUAAGAAAAUGUUAAAGGCCAGUCUGAUUUCCUCGUGUCCCUUUCACUUCCCUGUGUGACAAAUGAACCUGGCUGUCAUAUCAUUGGCUCAUAUUGGAUGUGGGCCUUGGAAGACUCAUCAUUUCCACACAGAUAUAGAUGUAUUACAGUUGUUCAUCCAUCCAUCCAUCCAUCCAUCCAUCCAUUUUCUUCCACUUAUCCGGGGCCAGGUUGCGGGGGCAGCAGCC
Messenger RNA from Archocentrus centrarchus (flier cichlid), 2348 nucleotides. It is a transcript of the gene slc35c1, whose product is annotated as solute carrier family 35 member C1. The record is from RefSeq and is a predicted model, not a curated record. The coding region runs from base 199 to 1455 and encodes 418 amino acids. NCBI's taxonomy places the organism in Eukaryota, Metazoa, Chordata, Actinopteri, Cichliformes, Cichlidae. The transcript has 2 exons.